AAAUUUUCUAUCGGAAUUUCAGUGGCCAACACUGAAUUUCAUAGCUUGAAUCCAAGUUGGGAAGAAAACAAUGGUUUCAGCUUCGCUUCAAUUCUGGUCUUGGAUAGCACCUACUCCUAUAUCCCACCGUUACACCCAUAAAUUUGCUUCCCUAACCUCACUCAAAUUAGCCACUCCUGUUUCUUCUACUAAUACCGUUUAUCUUCCCAAGCCUCUAGUUGUGCGUUUUGCUCUAACUGAGUCCGACUCGCCCAAAUCCAUAGAACCUGACCCUCAAACUCUUCUCCAAGAAAUUGCUGACAGUUUUGAUCUUCCUUCCGAUUACUUUUCAAAGCUUCCCGGCGAUCUUCGAUUAGACCUAAACGACGCGGCGUUCGACCUUUCAAACGGACCUGUUUUAGAUGAGUGUGGCCAAGAGUUGGGAGAGACUUUGCUGAAUCUCUCUCGAGCAUGGGAACUUGCUGACACAUCAACCUCCCACUCUUUAGUGAAAAAGCUCCCUUUGAUUGAGGCCAAGCUGACGGGUUAUGCCAAAUCAGCACUUGGAAAGCGUUUGGUAUCUGCCGGAAGAAGGUUUCAAUCAAUGGGACAGUAUGGCCAAGGUGAGCUGCAAAAGAUUGCAAAAGCAAUGAUUGCAGCUGGUAGAGUUCUGACUGCUAGUUCAACGUCAGCAGUGAUAGUUGAAGAACCCAAAGAGGAAGCUAGGGUGCUGAAAUUUGGAGAAUUGCAGGUUGAAGUAACCCCAGAUAAGGCCAAUAUUGGGGCUGUAAUUGGGUUUCUUUUUGGGAUUCUUUGUUGGCAAAUAGCGCGGGGAGUUCAAAACGUUCCUGACAGUUCAUUGCAGUAUGCAAAUGACAAUGCUUUGCUGCUUGCUAAGUCUUUAAAGGGAGCAUUGCUUGCUAUAUUCUACUCCUCAACGUUCUUGUCUGCAUUUACCUCGGUGGGACUUGUUCUACUUGGGUUACAGCUCAAAUCAAAGAAAAAUAAAGAUUGAGUUCUAGGUGUGCCCUUCCCUCAGUUUUGCUUGUAAAUGGAGUAGAUGCACGGUCUACGUUUGUGAGUAAUAAUUGUAUAUUAUUAAAGUAUAUAACUCAUCACAUGGUUGUAAAACAAUGCACAUAGUAGCAAUACUUUUGUUCAACUUGGACCUAUCUAGAUUUGGUUGAUUUUCUUUCAUCUUUCCUGCCAA
Messenger RNA from Glycine soja, 1189 nucleotides. RefSeq lists its product as uncharacterized. Lineage: Eukaryota; Viridiplantae; Streptophyta; Magnoliopsida; Fabales; Fabaceae. Bases 71 to 994 code for a protein of 307 amino acids. The record is from RefSeq and is a predicted model, not a curated record. The transcript has 9 exons.